This is a messenger RNA of Galdieria sulphuraria, 805 nucleotides long. RefSeq lists its product as uncharacterized. The record is from RefSeq and is a predicted model, not a curated record. Bases 65 to 667 code for a protein of 200 amino acids. The transcript is spliced from 4 exons. Lineage: Eukaryota; Rhodophyta; Bangiophyceae; Galdieriales; Galdieriaceae.
UUGUCCAUUAGAAUUGUUGAGGAUAACGUUUGAGAAAGAGAAAAAUGCUUGUUGGACUCAUCCAAUGGCGCCAAAUAUUUUUCCAACUUGUUUGUGUCACCAGUCUUUGUUGGUAUUGGCUGACCCAAUAGAAGAACGAAAAGUCUCGGUUGGAUUUCUCGUUGCUCUUCAUUUUGCACUUUCUAGUUACAAAGUGACCUAUUUAUGUGACAAAGAAAGAGUUGAAAAAGACUUUGAGGCAGCCUUGGUCACUUUGAGCAAUCCUCGUUGCGUUGUAGCGCUUCGAAAUAUUGUAUUUCUGUAUUUGAGGGACGUUGAUGAUUUUUUACAAGUCUGUGUUAAGGCACCUUUAAUUUGUUCUUCAGAUUCAGUCGUCGUUAUGCCUGAUUUGCUCCAGUAUUUUUGCUUGGAAUCUUGCACAAGUUCCCACUCAAACCAGAAAGUAUUGGAGGGCCUUGCGUUGUUGAACAUGUUCACAAAGAAACAAGCAACGACGAAUGAAGAAACAACUUGUCUAUUGCAAGGUGAUAAAGGGAACCCAUUAUUCUUUAUAUGCUUUAUUACAAAGCCAGUCACUUUGCAUGUUAUGUUGAAUCGGUUAUUCGAUGAAGAAACUUGUCUUACUCCUGAACAACGGAAAUUGCUUUGGCAAGAGCUUGAAAAGUAAGCGAUAAAGGGAUAGAAAAGACAGAUGAUCAUCAUUGGAUAAGAAGACACUUUUCAAGAAGGGAUGAAGAAGAGGAAUGGCAGUGGGAUUGUCCAAUGGUUCUCAGUGAAUACCUAGUCGAGAGAAUUCAUCAACGAA